This is a messenger RNA of Juglans regia (Persian walnut), 285 nucleotides long. RefSeq lists its product as uncharacterized. The record is from RefSeq and is a predicted model, not a curated record. Bases 1 to 285 code for a protein of 94 amino acids. The transcript has a single exon. NCBI's taxonomy places the organism in Eukaryota, Viridiplantae, Streptophyta, Magnoliopsida, Fagales, Juglandaceae.
AUGAAUGAACCUCAAAUUUAUCUUUUGGUCUAUGUUGAUGACAUAGUCAUCACUUCAUCCAAGCAAUCUGCAAUUGAUACUCUUAUUCACGGCUUGGGACUUGCUUCUCCAGUUAAAGACCUUGGUUUUCUUUCAUUUUUCCUUGGCUUAGAAGUUGAUUACACAGAUGGUGGUGUAUUGCAGUCAAAACCAAUGUUGUCUCCAAUGGAAGCUUCUCUCAAAUUGUCUAAGUUUGAUUCUCCUGCCUUUGCCACUGAGACUGGUGCCCCUGUUGCCAAGACUUAG